AUGAAGAAGGAAGAUAUUGCUAAUGUGAAACCAUACGGAUUUGAUAAUAACGGGAAAUGGAUUCCAAUAGAAUUAUCAGAAUGUUUGAGAUUUAACAGAUAUAAGGAAGGAAAUUUCUUUAAACCUCACAUGGAUUCUCACUUUGUCAGAAAUGACAAUGAGAGAAGCAUAUUUACCAUUCUUAUUUAUUUAGAUGAUUCUCCUUACGGUACUACCUUUUGGAAAAAGAUUCCAGACGAAACAAAUGAGGAACUUGCCAGCACCAAAAUGAAUUUCAAGAAAUUAUUAACAGUUCAACCAAAAGCUGGAUCCAUAGCAAUAUUUAAUCAUGAUAUUUAUCACUCUGGAGAUUUUGUAAAUGAAGGGUACAAAUAUGUUGUCAGAACUGAAAUGAUUUUCAAGAGAAUAGAUCCAGAAAGUGUAUAUAGACAAGAUUAUAGAGAAACAGCAGAAUUUCAAAAAGUGAAACAAUUAGUGGACGAAAGCAAUCAAUUAGAGAAGGAAGGAAAUUUAAAGCUUUCCACCCAAAAAUAUAUUCAAGCCCAUGAAUUACAAACUACAAAAGCCAACAGUAUCCAAAAGGUUAACAUUUCUAACAGGAUUGGGCAAUUACCAGAAGAAAUGUUCCUUCUCAUAUUUUCAUUUAUGAAAACAGAGGAAAUUUCAAACUCUUUCAUCAAACUUGAUAGAAACCUGAACUCUAUCACAAGACACUCAAAGGUUUGGAAGGAAAGAUAUUGUCAAAAGUGGUCAGACAAACCCAAAGUCCCUCUCAACAAAGCAAAUGGAUUUAAACGAGAUUAUUACUAUCAAAUGGAUGAUGACGAAAUAGUUGAAGAAGGAACAAUCUACUCAAUGGAAAAUGCAAUCACCAUUCAACAUGAACAAACACUGGGAGAUUGGUAUCAUGCCUUUGCAAUGAGAUCUAAUCAAGAAAAAUUUAUGGAAGUUGUAUUGCUAGAUUUUGUUGGAGGCAAUUAUAGAUAUGGACUUUCAAGCCAAUCAUUGUUUUACGUUUCGCCUGCCUCUUGUGGAAUACCGAAUCAUCCUCAUUUCUCUCUUGUGGGUUAUGAUUAUCAGAGUAUCCUUUGUGGUGAUAGGUAUUUUGUAUCUGCUUUCCAGUGUGAUGAUCUUCCACUAAUGGAAAGGAAUGGGCAAAUAUUAGACAUGCGUAAUUUUAAAGAAAUGAUUACACAGCUUUACAGAGAUGAUCUGAAAAAGAGUAUGGCUACUCCUCUAUUGAUUUCCAUUCCAGUUGUGUGGACAGAUAAACAAUUAUCAGUAGUUAGUACUGAACUGAUUAACAUGGGAUUGGAUGUAAUAUUUAUUGAUGAGGCAAAACUCAGGUCAUUUUACUAUCAGAAACCGAAUUGUUUAAUCAUAAAAUUGACAGAAAAUGGAAUUUAUUUCAUUCCAGUUAAGGAAAAUGAGAUGGUUAGAAAAUAUUAUCAUUUAAAAGAUAUGAAAAAUCAAACCAGCUACCCAUACCCAUCAAUUCUAAAAAUCGCUUUCAUUCCAUCUGUUGACAUAAUUGACGAAACAGUCUUGAAUGUUGAACCAAUAGAUAUUGGAACACAUUAUAACCCAAAGAUAGUUGGGAAAGAAGAAAGAGUCAAAUUAGGAACAGAAAUAUUAUUACAGGUAACAAAUGCAAUAGAAGAAUAUAAGAAUUGUAUAGAAAAUUGGAAAAGCAGAAAUGUGACUGAUAAUAUAAUAGUUGUUGGAGAGUUUGCUCAUUUGGAAAAUAUGAAAUCCGUAGUUAUUGGCCUACUCAGCAAAAAUUUUCCAAAUAGUUCCAUUACGUAUCAAGAAAAUCACUUAGACAAGACGGUCAAAAUUAUUAACGAAAACAGUAGAAAGAUGGGAUAUAGAGGAGGUUCUUUUGAUGUUGUGGGUGGAGCAAAGAUAAUUUGCAGUUUGAGUAACUUUAGGGAGGAUUAUUAUGAAAAACGUUCUAAAAAGAAAGAAAAGCGAUGCACAAUUGCCUAAAAUUUAAACAUGAAUGACAGAGUCUACAUUUUUAUCAUGUUUCUCGGUUGGAAUGAUGAAUUUAGUCUCUUCACUAUCGAUUAAUUGUUUCUCAAUUAAUUGGUGUUUGUAGUUAUCUGAGAGUUGGAAGUUUUCGUCUAUAAAUUGGCAUGAAAAACAAAUUCCAACAAGAUUAGUUUCAAAUUCAGUCCUACUUUUCAAUUCAUCCAUUUUAUGGAAGAAGCUAUCAUAAUAACCCUUUCCUCUUCCUAAUCUUCUAUUUGAAUAAUCAAAUGCAAGUCCUGGAACUACCACUAAUAAUUUACUAUCUCCAUUCAAAGAAUUCAACAAAUCUUUUCUAUGAGAUAAGCUUUCAAUUGGAGGUUCCAAUAAUUUAUAUUUGGCAUUGUGAAUUUUAAAUGUUGAAAAAUCCAAUUCAUCCUUUAAAGAAACCAUCUUCAUAACAUCUCCCAUUACAAUCGGAAUAAACAAUUGUUUUUCUU
Molecule: messenger RNA, 2471 nt
Organism: Naegleria gruberi
Lineage: Eukaryota; Heterolobosea; Eutetramitea; Acrasida; Naegleriidae
Exons: 2
Coding region: 1-1989 (662 amino acids)
Biological process (GO): peptidyl-proline hydroxylation to 4-hydroxy-L-proline
Cellular component (GO): endoplasmic reticulum
Molecular function (GO): procollagen-proline 4-dioxygenase activity; protein binding
Source: RefSeq, a predicted model, not a curated record